Molecule: messenger RNA, 855 nt
Organism: Merops nubicus (carmine bee-eater)
Lineage: Eukaryota; Metazoa; Chordata; Aves; Coraciiformes; Meropidae
Product: alpha-mannosidase 2x-like
Exons: 5
Biological process (GO): protein deglycosylation; mannose metabolic process; N-glycan processing
Cellular component (GO): Golgi membrane
Molecular function (GO): alpha-mannosidase activity
Source: RefSeq, a predicted model, not a curated record
GUCUAUCCCUGCGGCUCUCCGGGAUGAAGCUGAAGAAGCAGGUGACGGUGUGUGGAGCUGCCAUCUUCUGUGUCGCCGUCUUCUCCCUCUACUUGAUGCUGGACAGGGUGCAGCAUGACCCCGCGCGCCACCAGAGUGGGGGCAACUUCCCCAGGAGCCAGAUCUCAGUGCUGCAGAACCGCAUCGAGCAGCUGGAGCAGCUGCUGGAGGAGAACCAUGAGAUCAUCAGCCACAUCAAGGACUCGGUGCUGGAGCUGACGGCCCACGCAGAGGGGCAGUCGGCGCUGCCCCGCCACACGCCCAACAGCUCCUGGGUGCUGCCCCCUGAGAGUCGCCCCAGCUUCCUCUCGGUCUCCCCACAGGACUGCCAGUUUGCCCUGGGGGGCAAGGGACAGAGCCCAGACCUGCAGAUGCUGGCUGUGUACUCCCUGCUGCCCUUUGACAACCAGGACGGCGGCGUCUGGAAGCAGGGCUUUGACAUCACCUACGAGCCCAGCGAGUGGGACGCAGAGCCCCUGCAGGUGUUCGUGGUGCCACACUCCCACAACGACCCGGGCUGGAUCAAGACCUUCGACAAGUACUACUACGACCAGACGCAGCACAUCCUCAACAGCAUGGUGCUGAAGAUGCAGGAGGACCCGCGCCGGCGCUUCAUCUGGUCUGAGAUCUCCUUCUUCUCCAAGUGGUGGGACAACAUCAGCGCCCAGAAGCGGGCUGCGGUGCGGAGGCUGGUUGGCAACGGGCAGCUGGAGAUGGUGACGGGUGGCUGGGUGAUGCCCGAUGAGGCCAAUUCCCACUACUUCGCCAUGAUCGACCAGCUGAUUGAGGGGCACCAGUGGCUGGAGAAGAACAUCG